AGAUGUCGCGCGCAUAGAUACUUUAUAGUCUAUGACGUAUACUCAACACAUCUAUCGCACGCUCCUUGUUGCUAAGCAACCGCUUUCCAAACUUUAGCUUCUGCAAACGUCACGAGAAGCGAGUGGUGUGAGUUUCACAGAAGAUUAUUUUCACUUUGCUACGUAUCUGUUAUAUAUACGGCUACAGAUACUUGUGCGCAUCAAUAUACUUCAUACUUUGUACACAAUGAGCGCGGGUCGGACUGUUGAGGGAGCGGGAUGUGUGACCUGGUGGGGAUUCGGACCAUCGCGAGACCUCCUGAGCUCAGACACACACAGAGAGAGGCCUCAUGGAGAGCUGAAUAUUUUGCUGGUGGGCAGCGCAGAUCCCAGACACAUCCUGAAGACCAUCACUGGACUGACAGACUCGGACACACUACAUGUUUGGGUGAUUGAGAACAGCAUGGAGGUGGUUGCCAGACAGCUAGUACUACUUUAUGUAUCACUUCUGACCCCUGAGAACAUGAGUUUACACAAGAAGACAGAAGUGUUUCUGGAGGUGUUUGGAAACUCUGAGAUUCGCAAAGAGACGGAAGAAACGUUGAAACACGCCGCAUCUCAGCUCUCUCUGUCUAUCACAAACACUCUGUUUUCUGACUCGGAUACCCAUCCUUGCCUUGAUACAAGCCUUCUAAAGUUUAAGGAGAGAGAUGAGUUGGUACGGAUCUUUAAAUUGUGGGAACGGCCGCCGUCAGUUCCAGCAAGUUUCCGUAAGGUCUGGGAUGCCCGUGUUCGGCAGCACCUGGGGACACGUUACGACUCUCGCCAGGGCUGUUUCGACUGGGAUCUCACUCUGAAACUGCACCAGAGCGGCUGUGGUGUCAUUAGCAAACAUCAGUAUGUGAAAUGGAGAGAAAGCGGUGUAGCUUUUGAGAUGAGGGAGGGGCUCUACCAAACAGCCAAUCAGAGUCUGCUCUCCACACGAGUGUUCAAUCAUAGAGGAGAUCGGGUCGCUGUUAGAGGCUAUUGGGGCGACAUCGUCUCAAGUCCAUAUCUGUCCUUCGGCAUAGAGACAGAAAACAAAGAUCUGCUGAAGAAACAGAACAACCAGCAUGUGAAGACAGCUCAGGAUAUUUCAGAAGUGAACGUCCUUGCGUUAUUUGAAUCUCUUUCCACUAGAGGGAGCUCUUUACUGAAUGAAAAUGAACCAAACCCUUCAAGUUCCUGUUGUCAAUCCACAAACAGUCUCCUAACAGAAGAGAAGACACAGAAUGAUCCAUGUGCCUCUCAAACUCACACAAAACCUGAGCAACAUCCAGAACAACAGACACAAGUGCUUGAUUUGCUCAAUGUGAAUGGAGUGAAAGUGAAAUUUCUGUCUCCAGACUCGCUCAGCAAACUUCCUCUCAAAAAUAAAUACAGGAACCUGUUUAACACCAUCUACUGUUCAGCCAGUAUGGUUCAUCAGCUGGAUUCUUUUCUGAGGGAGAUCACAGCGCCUGAUGCAUCUCUAAUAAUAGAGUUAGCAAACUUCCUGUUGGACCUUUCAAAAGAGCAAGUGACAGGUUUUGCUGACAAAGUGAAGGAGAUCGCUGAAGAAUCGGGAUUCACAGAAACGCAUUACCAGAGCAGUGAUGUAUAUGCAGUAUUCACACGGAAACAAAACUGAAGGACUCUGACACUGAGAUAUUAUACCAUCUAACAUCAUUAUAAUAAAACCACCAACACGUCUGUGCUUGAACAGUUUUAAUUAAAAAAAAAAAUGACCUGUUGUCUCUACCUUU
Messenger RNA from Carassius gibelio (silver crucian carp), 1763 nucleotides. RefSeq names its product dynein axonemal assembly factor 3-like. The record is from RefSeq and is a predicted model, not a curated record. Gene Ontology annotation, biological process: motile cilium assembly; axonemal dynein complex assembly. Bases 227 to 1648 code for a protein of 473 amino acids. The transcript has 12 exons. NCBI's taxonomy places the organism in Eukaryota, Metazoa, Chordata, Actinopteri, Cypriniformes, Cyprinidae.